Molecule: messenger RNA, 5513 nt
Organism: Ictalurus punctatus (channel catfish)
Lineage: Eukaryota; Metazoa; Chordata; Actinopteri; Siluriformes; Ictaluridae
Gene: cdk13
Product: cyclin-dependent kinase 13
Exons: 14
Coding region: 593-4669 (1358 amino acids)
Biological process (GO): protein phosphorylation; transcription elongation by RNA polymerase II; positive regulation of transcription elongation by RNA polymerase II
Cellular component (GO): nucleus; cyclin/CDK positive transcription elongation factor complex
Molecular function (GO): RNA polymerase II CTD heptapeptide repeat kinase activity; cyclin-dependent protein serine/threonine kinase activity; ATP binding
Source: RefSeq, a predicted model, not a curated record
UACUUCCUUGUUACUGAGAGAGUCAGUAGUGUGAGGGCAAAAAAGCCUGAAGAAGUUUCACUCUGAAAAGAGUACACGAAUUCUUUUCUUUCGGUUUGUUUUUCCACAGGAAUCUUGUUUUUCAGAAGGCGCGACUGGGAUUGAACACUACUCUUGUUUAAACGGACAAACAGUGAGCGGUAUGAAGCCAUGGAAGACGAUUUGAAGAAAAAGAAGAAGCCUCUUCAUGCGACGGCUCGCUAAGUUAGCGGUAGCUAGUCAACUGCCAAGCUAAUCCCAGUUAGCCGGCUAACACAUGCUGAAAUGCUCGUAACUGGAUUAUCGAGAGCUUGUCUCGGGUUUUGGACCAUUUAAAUCAUAAUAUUCUUCGACAGAUUAUUUGCUCGCAGUACUGAUGCAGUGGAUUGGCUUUUGUGCAGAAGAGACAACACCAGUGGCUGGAGGAGACCAUUCUGCCUGUUUUAGCUAGCUAGAUUGGUUAGCUAUAGAGCUAGCUACCAGAUAUAUUUGUUUCAAAUGUUUUGCUUUGUUUUUACCGGGGACCGGUCACCUGGAAACAAACCUUUCAGAACGGGGAUAUUAAACUCGAUCAAUGCCUAAUCCGGAUAUUUCUCACGACGGUCGGGGCCGGAGCCCCUCGGCACAAAGGAACCGCAGACAUGAGAGGCGGAGUAAAGCUCCCGGGAGCGCCGGUGCUAGCGUUAACGCCGUGCGGCGAGAGAGGCACCGGGACGGGAAGCGGCGCUCGUCGGCGUCGCGGCGCAAGAGACGCAAGCACGGCAGGGAGCGGGAGGCGCGGCGCUCGCCCGAGAAACCGGACGGCUUCGACAGGGACGUGCACGGUCUGGCGGUGGAGUACGACGACGUGAGCUCGCAGUCGGAGCGGUUCUCGGGCAGCCCGUCACCCAGAGCGGAGCAGUGGGCCGAGCUAGCCGAGCUCCGAGACGGCGAUGUGACGCCGGGAAGGAGACCGCGCAGAGAGCCCGACCCCUCGGCAAGCCGACAGGACCGGGACCUGAAGAUCAAAGAUCAGAAACCCAGUCGUGAGAAGGACGCGCUGUCCAAGACGCGGGAGCGGACGAGAAACCACGACAGCAACGGCAAGAAGUCAAGCGCGGACAACAAACGCGAGGCCAAGCGGCCCAAAAGUAGAACCAAGUCGGAAAAGGAGCCUCCGUCUGCGUACCGGGACACGCCGCAAGCCUACCGGGACGAGCGCGACGAGGUGCGGGCCUACCGAAGAAGCCCUGGCUUUAAUAAAGCCGAGAGCCCGUACUCCUCGUACCCGUACGGCUACCAGUCUCCCAGCUACAACCAGUUUUCCAGCUACGGGAGUAAAAGGCCCUCUCCGAGUUCCACCUACUACAGCCGAGACGCGGAGCAGUACAGCGGCUACAGCGCAUCCAAGUCACCGAGUAAACGGAAGCGCUCCCCGGGAAGCCCGUACGCGUGGCGCCGCUCCCCGAGUCCGUACGAAGCGUGGGAGCACACCUCCAGCCCGUACAGCCGAAAACGCUCCCGGAGCCCGUACAGGAAAUCAGUCAGCCCCAGUCCAGAGCAGAGGCGUCCAGGGAAAUCACGCUCGCGCAGCCCGUACACGUCAUCGCGCCGCUCGCGCUCUCGUAGCCGUCACCGUCACUCUCGAUCUCGCUCACGGCCCUCCAGCCUCUCACCCAGCACCCUCACAUUCAAGAGCAGCCUGGCCGCCGAGCUCAGCAAGCAAAAGAAGGCCAAGGCCGCCGAGGCCGCACGUGCCAAGAGCUCCAGCAACGCUUCGACCCCAACCAAGGGCUCGUCUUCCUCUUCUACCGCACCCCAGCCCAGCCCCAUCACCAAUCACACAGUGAAGAAAACACGGCCCCCGUCUCCUCCUCCGGCAUCUGAGAAAGGCCCCAGAAGCCCGGUGCCGAGCCAGCCGCAGUCCCCCGUCGACAAGACCACCAAGAGCAGCUCAGAGGUGCCUCUGCCGGGCAGGGUGAAGGAGGUGAAGAGGAAAGGACAAGCUGCUCAAGGGAAGGAGAAGGAGAAGGAGAAAGUGAAUGCUCCGGUGUCCUCACUGUCCUCUUUGCCACUGCCCAUCCUCUUAGACCACGUCGAUGGAACUGAUAGCUUGAAGAACUCUACACUCUCAGGGAAGAAGAAACCAGAAAAGAAAACCCGCCACCUCCUGUCUGACCUCCCGCUCCCUCCCGAACUCCCCGGCGGUACGCUCGGCUCACCUCAAAGCCCAGCAGAGGAGAAAAAGGCAACCACGUUAAGAAGGAGACCAAAAAUAUGUGGCCCACGCUUUGGAGAGAUUAAGGAGACUGAGAUAGAUUGGGGAAAGCGAUGCGUGGACAAGUUUGAAAUCAUUGGGAUCACUGGAGAAGGUACCUAUGGACAAGUGUACAAAGCCAAGGAUAAAGACACAGCUGAGAUGGUGGCUCUGAAGAAAGUGCGAUUAGACAAUGAGAAAGAGGGCUUUCCCAUCACAGCUAUCAGGGAGAUCAAGAUCCUACGGCAGCUCAACCACAAGAGCAUCAUCAAUAUGAAGGAGAUCGUCACGGAUAAAGAGGACGCUCUGGACUUCAAGAACGAUAAAGGGGCAUUCUACUUGGUGUUUGAGUAUAUGGACCAUGACUUGAUGGGGCUUUUGGAGUCUGGCCUAGUCCAUUUCAACGAGAGCCACAUCAAAUCCUUCAUGCGGCAGUUACUGGAGGGUCUGGACUACUGCCACAAGAAGAACUUUCUGCACCGAGACAUAAAGUGCUCCAACAUUCUGCUCAAUAACAAGGGCCAGAUAAAGCUGGCGGAUUUUGGAUUGGCUCGACUUUACAACUCCGAGGAAAGCCGGCCCUACACCAAUAAGGUGAUCACACUGUGGUACCGUCCGCCUGAGCUUCUGCUCGGGGAAGAGCGGUACACGCCUGCCAUUGAUGUGUGGAGCUGCGGGUGCAUUCUGGGUGAGCUCUUCACCAAGAAACCUAUUUUCCAAGCCAACCAAGAGCUGGCACAGUUAGAGCUAAUUAGUCGUAUCUGUGGCAGUCCCUGUCCUGCUGUGUGGCCUGACGUCAUCAAACUGCCAUACUUCAACACCAUGAAACCAAAGAAACAGUACAGACGCAGGCUCCGCGAAGAGUUUGCUUUUAUUCCUCCGACGGCCCUGGACCUGUUUGAUCACAUGCUGGCUCUGGACCCCAGUAAGCGCUGUACUGCAGAACAGGCUCUCAGCAGCGACUUCCUCAGAGACGUGGACCCGGCUAAGAUGCCCCCACCAGAUCUCCCUCUGUGGCAGGAUUGUCACGAGCUGUGGAGUAAAAAACGGCGGCGGCAGAAGCAGAUGCCGGAAGAGCUAACCGCUCCGAAAGCUCCACGGAAAGAGCUGGGAUUGGACGACAGCCGCAGUAACACGCCUCAGGGUUUCCCUUCUGCUGGAGGACACAAAGGGCCCGGUGCCACCGCCGCUGCCAUGCUGGACCCCAAAGGUCCUAACGCUCAGCUGACCCAGGAGCAGCUGGCUGUGCUUCUGAACUUGCUCCAGUCUAAAAGCACCCCAGCGGGUUCGGCGCAGCUCUCCCAGGCCAUGGGCUUUAAGAUAAACUCUGAAACACUGCAGCACCUUGCUAAGGCGCUUCUCCCAGGAGCAGCAGAGCCCGAGAGGCCACCGGAGCCCCUUGCCGCUUCCCAAUCCCAGCCCAAGGCGCCUAAACCCCCACAACCUAUCGCAGCAGUGAGCGGGGCCCCCAGAACUCCACCCCUGCCCAAGCCUCCAUCACCCCCUACUCCGCAGCAGCAGGGCAAACUCGACGGAGAUGUCUCUGCCACAGCUACGCAAACAGCCGUCACUAUGCUGCUCGCUCAGUUUCUCAAGGUCCAGCAGAGCGCAGAAGCGCUCGGGACGGAGGGAGCGGAUGCAGCCGUAUCUACAGCGGCAGGGGCGACUGCCGCACCUCUUCUGCCGACAGAAAUAAAACCGCCACCAGAGCCGAGCCCCGUUUCACCAGCGACCGAGGGGAGCGGAUCAUCCUCCAGAGCUCCCGAGCCGCUCUCCAUCCUGCCUCCUGAUCAGAGGCCCCCAGAACCCCCAGAACCCCCUCCAUGUGCAGACCUAGACUACCGGCAGGCCCCUGAGAGCCAGCCUCUCCUCUCCUCUUCCUGUUCCACCUCUGCAGGACUAGGAGAAGCAGCACGGCCACCCGAGCCUGAUUAUCCUCCUCCUCCUCCUCCUCCAGCAAGAAGCCACUUGCCCCCUCCACCCUUUCCCCCUACAGGCUUCGGAGAAAGCUACCUCAGCCACAUGAUGGGAGGAGGAAUACCCCCUCAUGCACAUGCUCAUAACACAUCCUCUGCCCCAGUGCCCUUCCCUCACGGAGCAGCACCAGGUGGCAGUGCUAGUGGAGUUUCUGUAGGAGCCAGUGGCAGCAUGGUGUUUAGCGGAGACAAGGACCAUCGCUUUGAGUACAAUCACAGUCCCAUACCUGUGGAGGGAACCUCCCACCCCUCUAGCAUCCAUCUCUACAACCCUGCUAUAGGCCAGAAGGACGCAGGAGCACCGCCUCCAUCUAUUCCACCUCCUCCACCAGGACAAGUGUGGGGUUCCCCAUCCCAGUCCGGGGCUCCACCCCUUCCUCUUGGGUACGUUCCCCAUUUGAACACUGCAGCACUAAGGGGGAGGGGACUCCCAUAUUGAUUGGCUCCCAAAAACAAGAGGGAUAACACGGUGACACUCGCACCUCAGAAAAGGACGACUGUAAAAGACGGAAGCAGUUGCCAUCGAUCAAGCCAGCACUGAGUGCACUAUAAAGGCACACUUAAUUUGUAAUAAUUCUAAUUAUGGUUGCAGGCAGACAUUUCAGUAGAGUAUUGUGGCUUGAGCUACAACUAGAGGGGUGUGAGACGAGAGGGAUUACUUUCCUCCUCACCCUUUAUUUUCUAUUAGUUGCCCCUUUCUAUGAUUUGGUAAUCUUAUCAAACUGCUGUCUUUUAAAUAAAAUUUGACCUUUUUGGAGUGUGCAUUUACCAGCCUGGGUAAGUGUUUUUAUUAUCUGUACCUUCAUGGCGCCUUUAAUUGCAUAAGGACAGACUAGUAUUACAAUGUUUUGCACUACUGAGUUAAGUAGGUGGAAACAACUAAGAUACGGAAUGAUUUUGAUGUGCUGUAUCUGCACAAGAUGAAAAGACCAGUAAUGUGGGUUUGUUUGUUUUUUCCUCCCCCCCUUAAUGACUUAACAUUGGUGGGUUCGGUCCAUUUUUCACUGGACGAGCUUUUUAAAAAAGCAUUUCGCUCCAGUGAGAUUUGCAGCACUUGGGCGACUAGGCUCCUUUAAAUUGGUUUGUCUACUGAACAACUGAAUGAAACAAAGCUGUAUUUUCUCACCAGUUCCACCAGCCAUUGUCUACAGCCAUUGUAAAAUGGAACAGAGAGACCAGUUUAAUCCGAUUUCAAAAAGGAGAGGAGCGGCAAUGUCUUUUUUUUACUAAAAAAUGUUUUUGUUCUUUUGGCAAAUGUUUAUUAAAGAAAUGCCAACAAUGUA